UUUGUUUUUCCAGACAGGGUUUCUCUGUGUAGCCCUGGCUGUCCUGGAACCUGCUCUGUAGACCAGGCUGGCCUUGAACUCACUGAAAUCUGCCUGCCUCUGCCUCCCAAGCGCUGGGAUCAAAGGUGUGCACUACCACUGACUGGUGAUGUCCAUAUUUUUGAGGCAACAAAUUUUGUGGUUUACAUUCUAGUGGAAAAAGACAAUACACUGGUAAAUAAAUAUCAGACUCCAGAGCUGUGGUAAGCAAAGAAGUGAUGGGGUAUGGCAGUCAUAUGUGGGGAUGCAGCACUUGUUUGGAAGCUCCCUUCAAAGGCACAAAUGGAAUCUUCCAAGAAAUUUUUAACUAAAGGUUUAAUUAAAAACAACAACAACAACAACAUUACUUUGUGUGUCUGACCUUCCAUCAGUUGGGAAUCUAGGGCUGGAGCUCAGUCUUGACUGUCUGCAUCUUUACCCUCGACUGUCUCCCUGGCUCCAUAUAUAAUACCUAUUGAGUUUCUUGCUCUUCUUCUGAAUACUAAUUGUUUUUCAUAAGUGCCUUUACUAAUGUUUGUGUUUAAGAUAUGCCUUCUAAUUUAAGCAAACAUUUCUUAGUAAUAUUAGCUAAUAUUAAAACUUUCAGUACUUCUGCCCAAUAACAUCAAAUAAUGGUCAAAAAAUAACUAUACCUGAAAUAAAAUUGUCUCACUGGAUAGGUCCUAAUGAGUUUUCCAGACAGAUCCCGAUACUUCAUAGAUAAAACUAGUGAAAAGAAAUUGCCAGAGUGUGAUCUACCCAGAAGAGGAGGCUAUAGCAGGAUGGAUCAUGGGCUGAUAACCAUAGCAGUGAAAGGGCUCUGCAGAGACAGAAAGGUCAUGCACUUUCAGCAAGCGACCAACCAGCAAGGCUGGGAAAGCCUUCCCCAGCACACUAGCUCUUUGAGACAUGCUGCCACCAUCUGGGCAGUAGGCAAUUUUUAAGUCAGGGAUUUUAGUUAUUAUCAAUUAACAAUGACAGACUCAAAAAACAUCACUUGGUGAACAAAGCAAUUUUGAAAAGUCUCUGAGCAUGAGGAGUGAACAAUGAUUUUGGUGAGGCAUGUUUAGAACUCUGCCUUUACUGGUUCCUUAUCUGUAAGAUCAGUAUAAGAACACAACCUUUGAUGAGUGACUUAGUCUCAGGAUUAGCGACAGUAUUUGAGAAACACUGACCUGCGUACUUGGUACACAGAAAGUACUCAAUUGAUGUUUAAAAAUUAUUAUUCUUCAGUAUGCCCUUCAAAACAUAAUGAACACAAUUAAUUCUUAAAGUUACAAAUAUGCUUACUAACAAAUCCAUUUGCAUUGUGCUUUGAUGAAAAGCAAAGGAAAGAAAAUAAAACGUUAUGAAAUAAAGUCUCACAGAUAAAAAACAAUUCCAUUAAAAGAAGUGGAAUAUGUAAAGAGGUACUGUAGGGAAAUAAGCCUAAGUGCAGGUGAGAGACCUUUCAGCACCUUUUAAUCAGAGCAAAUAAUUACAUUACUACAGUAGACUCUUAUUCAGGGCACACUCCUUUCACAUGGCUAUAGAGCGAGAUUUAACUUUAUACUUACAAAGGUAAAAAGACUAAAAACCCAACAAAUGAUGAGUCGGCUAGGCACUACCUUCUCAAGAGAAAAACAGAACAACAAACCUCCAGUUUUUAAGGCUUCCUGUAACAGCAAACAUUGUGCAGCCCUGCCUUCAAUUCAGAGUUCUCUUCAUGGGUGUGUUGUUUUAAUCUUGAACACACAGCUCUUCCUAGUCUGGUCACCUAUAGGAACUACCCUACCUCCUCUCAAACUCACUGUGUGCUGAGGAAGAUACUGAACUCCUCACCUUCCAGUCUUCACCUCUCAAGUCUUGGGGGGGGGGGUCACAGGUGUAAACUAUCACACUGGCUAAAGUUUACUUCUUAAAAGCAAAGCAGAACUUACUACUUGUUAUCUAGAAAUGAUUUUCUGAAUGACUUUUGGGAGAGAAUCAAAACCAAGUUAAGAGGACAACUGUGUUGGUGCAUGCCUACAAUCCCAUCACUUGGGAGGCUGGGCCAGAGGAUCUAGGUGUUCAAGGUGAGCCUGGGAUAGAUAGCAAGCCUGUCUCAAAAACCAAACCAAACCAAACCAAACCAAAAAACCACUACCACCCCCUCCCUCUCAAAAAGGAUAAGGAGUCAGAGGACUGGUCAAACACAGACUACUUUACUGAUCUGUAGGGGCCCAAAGGAACUGGAGGUCAACUAGGAUUCCUUCUAGACAUACAGGAGGAAAAGGCUCAUAAUGAUGAGUUCCAUCUCACCAUUGAACAGUCCAUGGUUUGGGAGCCUAUCUUACUUAUCAUCUUUGGUUAAGGUAAUGCCGACCACAGCAAGGCUGUACUCUGUGGCACCCUCUCUGCUGUUCUUGGGUUUGCACAAGCCUGCCUAAUACACCAGAAGAUAGAUCUGUAAAAUUAGAAGUGAAGAUAAGGUCUCCAAUAGAUAACAGCCGAAGAGGCUUGCUUCUUUCUUUCCUUUGUAUGUGUGUGUACUAUGCAUGUAUAUGCCAGGGAACAAUCUCCUCAGUCCUCAGGGGCUUCCUUUUCAUCCCCAAGAUUCCUGGGGAACCUGGGACCUUGAGAUAAAGCAGAGCAACACAGGGAGGCAGUACUUGUGAGAAACCAUCUAUUCCACUGAAAAUUUCAUUGAUAUGAGCCGGUUAUGAGUCUGCUUUUUCUGGCUAGUUAGGCUUCAGAACAGGUCUAAGCCAUCCUUCAGGUUUUCACACAAGAAUAAGAAAACAACUGCUGCCAAUACAAUAUGCAAACAUUAGCAUAUACCCGAGGAGCAGUGUUUCAGAUCGUUAGAUUAUCUGCCAAAGUCUGCUUCUUGGUAAAUAAUGGUUACUGUUGUUAUACUUUAACUAGUCAUACAUGUCUCGGCUUGCUCCUCAAAGAGAACACUCGGUCUCUCAGGAAUAAAAACUUGCUUUAUUUGGCACACAACAGUGAGGAGGUCUUGCAACAUUUGCCAGAGGCAGUCAAACAGAGCAAGUAGUUCAGGCAAGCAAUCACAAAAUUUGAGCACCAACCAAACCAGAGCUAAUCUUCCAGUUCCUGUAGAUUAGGAGAGCUAUUUGACGCACCCCUUUCUGCUUGUUGGCUUUCGCUGCCCUUUAUUUAUGUAUUGGAAGAACAAGUACGUCUGUGGAAUCUCUAUGCCUUGACAGUUUAAUUAUUGAUAGUUUACUUUGGGCAAGUAUCGACCAUUCCUUUGUGAAAUAAGCUAGGCUCUUAGAUUAAAAAACAACAAAACUCCUUUCCCACAGCGUGGCAGCACUUCCUCCUGGUAACAAGGUUCACUGGACACAUCUCGGGCCGGCUGCUGCUUUGUCUGAAUAUUUAACUAUUGUUCAACCAUAAUGCACGGGUGAGAUGUGAAUUAGGGAACAAGCCAGGUCCUUCGAUGGCCGCGAGAAGUCUGCGGGGGUCCACCUCAUUUCUUGCUGCAGCUCUUCGGGCUGAGUGUCCCCAGUCCGAACACCUCACCGGUUCGGCCCACUCCCCGCCGCCUCGCCUUCCCCAGCGUCCCACUCAGGACGCCAGGUCACGGUCCCCCACCCGGCAGCGCGCACCAACACGCGCGCAGCCUCACCUGCCGCUGCCCGGGAAGCUCCGCCCCGCGCCGCCCCGCCCUCCCGCUCCAGCAAUGGCGCCGCCGGAAGCCUGCCCGCGACUUCCGCACUCCCGCCCCGCCCCUCCCCGCCUGUGGGCGGGACCCGAGCGGAGCGGCUUCCGCCUUCCUCCUUCCUGCCUGGCGCUCAUCCACUGUGUAGAGUUAAAAACCUCUCCAAAGUAUAUGGUCAAAAGCAACAGUCAUCUGAAUUGUGACUGGCUCACUGAUAGUCCGAGGAAAAAUUAGAUAUCACUACUCCAGCAUAAG
Messenger RNA from Peromyscus californicus insignis, 3919 nucleotides. It is a transcript of the gene Smim15, whose product is annotated as small integral membrane protein 15. NCBI's taxonomy places the organism in Eukaryota, Metazoa, Chordata, Mammalia, Rodentia, Cricetidae. The transcript has 2 exons. The record is from RefSeq and is a predicted model, not a curated record. The coding region runs from base 3443 to 3898 and encodes 151 amino acids.